Trematosphaeria pertusa is the source of this 642-nucleotide messenger RNA. RefSeq names its product DUF341 domain protein. Bases 1 to 642 code for a protein of 213 amino acids. The transcript has 4 exons. Gene Ontology annotation, cellular component: nucleus; cytoplasm. Lineage: Eukaryota; Fungi; Ascomycota; Dothideomycetes; Pleosporales; Trematosphaeriaceae. The record is from RefSeq and is a predicted model, not a curated record.
AUGCGGUUCUUAUGCCUCCAUGGAAUGGGAACUAGCAGCAAGAUACUGCAAAUGCAGACUGCUGCCCUUCGACAUGAGCUGGGAGAUGACCAUACGUAUGAGUUCGUGGAAGAAAUUGCCCACAUUUCCAAUCCAGACGUUCCGCACUAUCAAUAUUUUGCUCUCAACGCCCACUCCUACCUUCGUGCCCUUGACCAACUCGAAACAUACUUGGCAAUUCACGGCCCUUUCGAUGGUGUUCUAGGCUUUAGUCAAGGUGCUGAAUUCGCUCUCAUGUAUCUGAUUCGACACAUUCACAUAUAUCCCGGAGAGCCUCUACCGUUCAAAGUAUGUGUCUUACUCUCCAGGAUCGGUGUCUACGAUCCGGCGUGCUGGCUUGACACUGGUAGAGCUGUCUCGCUAGUCGAGAUGCCGAAGGGGCUUAGCAAGAUCCGAAUACCGGUGGCUGCGGUGUGGGGAGAGAAAGAUUGGGAGAUUACGAAGAAUGAGUCGUUAGCUACCAGCGGACUAAUCGACGAAGAGUUCAUCUGGGCCUUUGUGCAUGGCGGAGGACACGAAAUUCCGGGGCCCAGUAUCAACGGAAGUGUGAGCGGCGCUGUCAAGGUUAUCAGACGGGCUGUUACGCAAGCGCAAAUGGUAUGA